Leptomonas pyrrhocoris is the source of this 1229-nucleotide messenger RNA. Its product is annotated as putative mitochondrial 3-hydroxyisobutyryl-coenzyme a hydrolase-like protein. Gene Ontology annotation, molecular function: 3-hydroxyisobutyryl-CoA hydrolase activity. Gene Ontology annotation, biological process: L-valine catabolic process. NCBI's taxonomy places the organism in Eukaryota, Euglenozoa, Kinetoplastea, Trypanosomatida, Trypanosomatidae. The transcript has a single exon. The coding region runs from base 258 to 1229 and encodes 323 amino acids. The record is from RefSeq and is a predicted model, not a curated record.
AGACUCCUUCCACGCACGGGGGCCGAACUCCUCCGCAUUCGCGUCACUGUCGCACGCAGCGCCGUUUUUCCUCCGUUUGCAUAUACACGCACACAUCCGCGCCAACUGUGGGCAGCUGCUUUUGCGUAGAUGCGCGCGUCCACUGCGCGUCCACUGCGCGUCUGAGUGCUGCGGGGGCAGCGCUGUGCGUUGACACGGCGACGUGCCGCACCAUCACGCUGAGCCGCCCUGACGCUCUCAACGUCAUUGAUCUGCCCAUGGUCAAGGAUCUUCAUCGACUGUACAUCACCGAGCCGCACCCUCACAAGGAUGCGCUGUACGUCUUGCGCGGCGACGGCCGCCGCAGCUUCUGCGCCGGCGGUGACGUGAAGGCCCUCGUCGCCGCGCAUCAAGCGCAGGACAAUCAUACCUUCUACACCACGGAGUACCGGGUGGAUGCGUAUAUUGCGACGAUGCCGCAGGCGCAGGUGGUGAUGUGGGCGGGACACGUGCUGGGCAGCGGCGUCGGUGUGUCCCUCCACGGCCGCCAUCGGGUGGCGUGCGAGACCACGCGUUUUGCGAUGCCCGAGACGCACAUCGGUGCCGUGAACGACGUGGGCACCGGCUGGGUGUUCUCGUCGAUCCCGGUGAAGGGCCUGGGUGCGUACAUGGUCAUCACGGGCGGCGCGCUGAAGGGGGCGGACGUCUACCAUGCCGGCCUGGCGAACCAUUACAUACCGCUGGAGAAGUACGAUGCGGUGGAGGCCGCCUUGGCUACGCUGCCCGGCGAGGCUGCUGCGGCGAGCUGCCUCGACGCGUUCGCUGCGAAUGUGGCGGUGCCGCCGUUUACGCUGGCGGGGCAGGAGGCCGUCAUUGCCAAAGCGUUUGGCGAUGCCGAGGAGAGCACGAGACUGCAAGACAUCAUGGAAAAGCUUCGUGCAGAUGACUCGGCGUUUGCGCUGGACACGCUGAAGCUCAUGGAGCGCAUUUCGCCGUUUGGCAUGGUGCUUGCGCUGGAAAACAUGAAGCGUCAGCACACACCGGCGUGCAACAGCCUGUUGGACUGCCUCCGUGGUGACUUUGCGGAGGUUACGUCGGCUGAUGUCAAGCGCGAGCUGGCCAUUGGAGUGAAGGCGCUGCUUGUGGCGAAGGAGAAGUACCCCAAGUGGACGCACAAGUCUGUGCAGGAUGUCGAUGUGGCGGCGACGCGUAACUUGUUCACACUUCCACCUGGCAUGGCUUCGUUCUGA